Aspergillus nidulans FGSC A4 is the source of this 1589-nucleotide messenger RNA. RefSeq lists its product as uncharacterized. The transcript has 2 exons. Gene Ontology annotation, molecular function: diacylglycerol binding. The coding region runs from base 1 to 1449 and encodes 482 amino acids. Lineage: Eukaryota; Fungi; Ascomycota; Eurotiomycetes; Eurotiales; Aspergillaceae. The record is from RefSeq and is a predicted model, not a curated record.
AUGGCGAAUCUUAUCAACGAAAUUCCCCGAAACCAGCCUCACCUCGAUUCCCUCAUGUUCCUGCGGCACAACGUUACACAAAUUCAGGAACCAGCCAACGUCGGCUUCGAGCCAAGUCCAGUAUGGCACGAUGAUGAAGCACUUAUUACAGAUGAAACAGCCAAGGUCUUCUUGCGCAACCUUCUUAGCAAGAGUAAGACACAAGUCCGCGAGUUGAGGGUCGAGUCCGACCAAAAGCGACGAGAGGUAGAGAACGCGAAACGUGUACGGCAGAGCAUUCAAGAAGGCCGCGACAACAGGAACGAAGUAGAUGUGGUUAGGUCUAUCUUCUUCAUGCAGGAAUCCCUCCACGAGAUAGAGCGCAAACGGCUCACCGCCGAAGUCGAGACAUCGACCAUCAUAUCGGUAGUCGGGGACCUCUCGCUCGGCGCCAAAAACCAUAAUUUCAAGUCACAAACGUUCAAGAUACCCACGAACUGCGACCUUUGCGGUGAACGUAUUUGGGGUUUAUCCGCCAAAGGCUAUGACUGCAGGGAUUGCGGAUACACCUGCCACAGCAAAUGUGAAAUGAAGGUUCCAGCCGAGUGUCCGGGAGAACAGACUAAGGAAGAGAAGAAGAGGCUGAAAGCGGAACGUCAAGAACAAGCCAGCGCCGCACCAGCUGUUGACCUUGCACCUACCAGCGCCUCAUCAACAGCUCCAUCGUUAUCACGACGGGACACGAUGAAUUCUUUGAGUUCGGGUUACGCAGUCAGCGCCAAUCGGUCUGUAUCCAAUGUUGGCACCCACGAGUCUGUCGCCGAAGCACCUGAAAGCAUUCCUACUAGCACUGCACCAGCAGCCCCUACCGCAACCAAGCCAGCAGUUAAACGAAAUCGUAUCCUGGCCCCGCCUCCUGCUCAAUACAUCAGCAGUCCUCCAUCUGCAGAAGCACCUACAUCUAAUUCCUCGCAGAAAGAACCGCGCGGAAAGAUGCUCUAUCCAUACCAAGCCACUGGGGCUGACGAGGUUACCGUCCAAGAAGGCGAGGAGAUCUUUGUCCUCGAACCAGAUGAUGGAUCGGGCUGGAUGCGCGUCCGAAGUGAGUCUUCAGCCGAAGGCCUCGUUCCUGCCUCGUACGUUGAAGUCCUGGCCGCUCCCGCUUCUUCUUCCAGCCCCGCUGGACGGCCUGGGUCCACCUAUUCAAGCUCUUCUGCGUCGCUGGCAGGCAGUACAGCAGCUGCUGCCGGAAAGAAAGUCGGACCGGCCGUAGCACCUCGUCGUGGAGCGAAGAAGUUACAGUACGUGGAAGCGCUUUACGAUUACGAAGCGCGAAGCGAUAUGGAAUGGAGCAUGGUCGAGGGAGACCGGUUCGUCCUCGUUAAUCGCGACAGCGGUGACGGUUGGGCCGAUGUUGAACGAGGCGGUGUCACAAAGAGCGUUCCGGCGAACUAUAUUCAGGAAGUAUAGAUUUGCUAGAUUGAACUAUAUAAAAUCAUCCCCUUUUCCAUCAGCUGCUCGCUUCUCCUGCCUUGUCCCUUCUCCCUUGCCAUAUUUAUGUUUCUGAUCUCACCUGCAUCAUGGAGUUUGGAGACUAGCGGUGCUUUCAA